Molecule: messenger RNA, 612 nt
Organism: Necator americanus (New World hookworm)
Lineage: Eukaryota; Metazoa; Nematoda; Chromadorea; Rhabditida; Ancylostomatidae
Exons: 1
Coding region: 1-612 (203 amino acids)
Source: RefSeq, a predicted model, not a curated record
AUGCUGAUGAGAAGAAAAGAGAUCUGGAUUGUAAUUGCCUUCACACCCACGGAAACCGAAAUCAAUGUGCUGAUGUCUAAAAUACCCGGCCAGCAGGUGGUCAUUGUAGAAGUCGACGCAAAUGCAAAGAUUGGACUCGAAAAACAGUCCGAUGUUUUAGGAAAAUGGCAUUAUCUAGCGGAACGCAGGUCGCACAACGGUGACCGUCUGGUUGACUUGUGCGAACAGACGGGCCUCAUCAUCGCUUCCACGUUCGAGCGGAAUCAUCGACGCCAUCAGCGCACGUGGCAGGGGUCAACCUUUCUUGAUGAGAUGAAGUCUCUCAAACCUCAACUCGACUCAGUCGGACAUCCGAAAACCAGAGCUGUUUGGAACGUUGUUUUCGACUUUGACCACCAUCUUCUCAGCUUCAUACGGCUUCACAACAGAAACCGAAAAGUUCCUCUUCAAACAAAAAUCGACAUGGCAGGUCUGAAAGACGAAGAAUGCAGAACGAAUAUUCGCCAACUUGUGUACAUUCAUGCUGGAGAACGGACCAGGAAGAAACUUUGCAAUGCUGAUUUCUUUACAAAGUGCAUCCAGGACGCUGACAUCCCUUGCAUCGCAAGGUAA